CUUGCCUUCCCGUAUUUCUUUUCCUUCUUCUAUCAAUGAAUUCGCAUGUUUCUCGCGCUGAUUUAUCCUGAAUCGAGUUAGAGAUAAUGGAGACUGAAUCAUCUUCGUCUUCCAGUAAAUUCAAGCUCUAUGAGCAGCUGGAAUUGCUGGAAUUUAAGGAUAAGUACGUGAUAAAAUCUCUCGAAUAUCCCGAUCAAGGCUUCUCAAUUGACCGUAGUGAUGGGAAUAUUCAGCUGCUUAACGAUGAUACUUGUUCUGGAAGCCCAUGUCAAACCACUACAAUAUGUGGCGUGGUGGGAACAAUUCGACUGCUAGCUGGAAUAUAUGUACUAGUAAUUACUUCACGGAAGGAAGUUGGAACUUAUCUUGGUUUCCCUGUUUAUAGAGUAAUGUCUAUGAAGUUCUUGUCUUGCAAUGAGGCUCUGAAGAAUUCAAGUUAUCAAGAGAAAAAGGAUGAGGCUCACUUCAUGAAUCUAUUGAAAAUAGUGGAAGCAACCCCAGGGUUGUAUUAUUCUUAUGAAACAGAUAUAACACUGAACUUACAGAGGAGAUGUAAGUUAGCAGAAGGGUGGAUGGCUAAACCAACUUGGAAGCAGGCUGACCCUCGAUUUGUUUGGAACAAAAAUCUAUUGGAGGAACUUAUUGAGUACAAGCUUGAUGGGUUUAUCAUUCCUCUUUUACAAGGAAGCUUUGGAGUUGCUAAGUUAAAGCUAAAGGAUUCGCUUGCUACAAUAACAUUAGUUUCAAGGAGGUGUAAUCGGCGUCUAGGGACACGAAUGUGGAGAAGAGGAGCUAAUUUUGAAGGUGACACUGCCAAUUUUAUUGAAACUGAGCAACUGCUAGAAUUUGAAGAUUUCAGAUCCUCAUUAUUGCAGAUUCGCGGUUCAAUUCCUCUGCUGUGGGAACAAAUUGUUGAUUUGAGCUAUAAGCCACGGCUAAACAUUAUUAAUCAUGAGGAGACGCCAAAAAUUGUGGAGCGGCAUUUCUCUGGUCUAUUACAAAGAUAUGGAGAAGUUGUAGCAGUAGACUUAACUGACAAGCAUGGUGAUGAAGGUCAACUAAAUGCAGCAUAUGCAGCCGAAAUGCAAAAGCUUCCAGAUGUGAGAUAUUUUUCAUUCGAUUUCCAUCAUAACUGUGGCAACUCAAACUUUGAUAAUCUAGACGUUCUUUAUGAUCAGAUCUUGGAGGAAUUUGAAAAGCAAGGAUACCUCCUCGUAGAUGCAGAAGGGAACAUUAUACAGGAGCAGAAAGGAGUCAUUAGAUCUAACUGUAUUGAUUGCCUUGAUCGAACAAAUGUUACCCAGAGUUACCUGGCUCAGAAGUCUUUAAGUUUACAGUUGCAAAGGAUCGGGGUGCUAACUCCCACUGAGUGCAUUUCUAUGUUUAAUGAAGAAUAUCUUAAAUUCAGAGCAUUGUGGGCUGAGCAUGGUGAUGAGAUAAGCCUUGAAUAUGCUGGGACUCAUGCCCUGAAAGGAGACCUGGUUAGAUAUGGAAAACAGACCGUAUCUGGACUAAUCAAAGAUGGAAUGAGUGCUAUUUCAAGAUACUAUUUGAAUAAUUUCCAUGAUGGAGUUCGGCAGGAUGCAUUGGAUCUUAUAAGUGGCCACUAUACUGUCAACAGAAAUAAUCCUUCACCAUUCCAGCUUAAUGGAUUUGAAUCAUUCUCUUAUCUGCCAAUGGCAUCAGCUUUGUUAAUUGGAGGAUUGACAGUGACGACUAUAUCAGUCCAUCAAGUGGGGAGAAAUGCACAGCAAUAUCUAUCUUCUGUGGUCUGGGCUGGAGUGACUGCUGGAGUGUUGGCAAUGGUGAAAGCAAAUGGAAGGCAGUUCUGUUCUAGACCUCGACUCUGUGGCCUUCGUUAGAUUAUUCUAAGCCUUAAGCUUUGGUUGAGACAAUUUGAUAGCGUUUCGAAACCGCAUUGUUAUUUUUAUCACUCAAUAAUUACCAUUACUCUGUAAAUUAUUAGUCAACUUGUAUAUAUUGUUUUUAAUCGUAAAAAA
Molecule: messenger RNA, 2000 nt
Organism: Pistacia vera
Lineage: Eukaryota; Viridiplantae; Streptophyta; Magnoliopsida; Sapindales; Anacardiaceae
Product: phosphoinositide phosphatase SAC8
Exons: 20
Coding region: 87-1862 (591 amino acids)
Biological process (GO): phosphatidylinositol dephosphorylation
Cellular component (GO): endoplasmic reticulum
Molecular function (GO): phosphatidylinositol-4-phosphate phosphatase activity
Source: RefSeq, a predicted model, not a curated record